This is a messenger RNA of Acanthaster planci (crown-of-thorns starfish), 1407 nucleotides long. RefSeq names its product BCAS2 pre-mRNA processing factor (gene bcas2). Gene Ontology annotation, cellular component: Prp19 complex; precatalytic spliceosome; catalytic step 2 spliceosome. Lineage: Eukaryota; Metazoa; Echinodermata; Asteroidea; Valvatida; Acanthasteridae. The record is from RefSeq and is a predicted model, not a curated record. Gene Ontology annotation, biological process: mRNA processing.
GGAGGUCUCGUUACCUGACUACUAGUCGUGGACAAAAAAAGAAAAUGGCCGGUGAGGUGCUGGUGGAUGCGUUGCCCUAUCAUGAUAAAGGAUAUGACGAAGCAGGGGAAAAAGAAUCGGCAUAUGCCCUGGUAGAGGAGGAGACAAGGCGAUAUCGGCCCACCAAGAACUACCUGGAGCAUCUCCCAGCCAUUGACCACACUCCAUUUGAAACAGAAGUCUUGAAGAAUGAAUUUGAACGACUGGCGUCCCGCCUUCCCAUGGAUGUGCUCAGCAUGAAAAGAUAUGAGCUUCCCCCGCCUCCAGCAGGCCGACAGAAUGACGUUCUUGCCUGGAAUGAGUCAGUGGAGAACUCGAUGGCUCAGCUGGAACACCAAGCAGAAAGAAUUGCCAACUUGGAGCUUCUGUCGAAGUAUGGAAGUCAAGCGUGGCGGGUGUACAAUGAUGUAUUGGUUAGGAUGGUGGAACAUGGACAGCAGCAGCUACAGCAAAUCCGCAAGCAAAUCCAGGAGCUUAACUGGCAGCGUAAAACAAAACAGAAAAGUGCUGGUGAAGCCUUAAAGAAUCUCGAAGAGAGUUGGACUGGUCUGGUGGCCAAGAACUACGAGAUUGAGAGAGCCUGCCUGGAACUGGAGCAGGAAGUGGAGCGGCUGAGGCAGGAACAGAUGAUCCGACACACCAAGGAGGAGUUCAAGACCCAGCAGAUGCUGCAGCAACCGCUGCCACUCCACCAAGGAGACAGAGGCCGGAUGGCCGGUGACGAGAGUGACGAGAGUGGAGAUGAAGCUGACUACUUCGCAGGCGACAGGUAGCCGCAGAUCUAGCGACAGGUAGCUUCAGACCUACCCAAGGGAAACCUUGGAAAGAUACCCAACUGAUCACCGAGACCUUCAGGACGUGAUGGGGGACAGUGUCCGAAAUGGGCUCUGGCUUCAUCUGCUGUCCUCAGUAGCCCGUGCAUUGUCAACGAGUGAAGACCUAACCCUAGCUCUAGAUUCAGAUGUAUCCAUUUAAGGUCUCAACCUUGCCCUCUGCGCAAUCCCAUUGGCUAAUUUCUUACAGCUGCCCUGCCCAGAAGUGUAUUCUUUCAUGCCCUCCAGCAACAAAUGAAUAGAAUUUUGUUGUGCAGGGUCUUUGAAACUCAGAGCAUUGACCAGACACACCUGCUCUUGGUUUGUAAACUUGUGAUGGUGAGACAUACUUCAGCUGACCCCUAUAAUUUAGAUGUCGAUUAUUUUUAACUAUACCUGUACUUCAGGAUUUUUGAACUUUACCCAUACAAAUAUGAUUUACAUUUUCUUUAUUUUCGUUUGUAGUAUGAAUACACACUUCUGUUAAAAAAUGACCGACUUAAUGUAAUUCAUUGGAAUGAAGGAUUGUCAAUAAAUUUCUUGUGUUUAUACUGAA